AUAUACUCUCUCUCUUUGCUUUGCUGUUGGCAUCUCGUUUGCUACAGCCGCUACCCCGCAUCGCUACCCCAGCAUCCCCAUCGUUGUCGUCGCUCAAACCCUCGGCGCGCCCGUGCCAGCACGACUGCUCGUAACCCUUGAAACGGACCGAAAAAAUCGAAAUAACCAGCCAGCCAGCCAGCGCUCUUUCGCAUUUACAAGAGAAUCUCGCCAUCACAGCCAUGUUCUCCAUCCCCUCUCUUCGCUCCCCUACGCGCACCGUCCUGCGUAACUCUAUCCUCGCCAACAUGUCGCGCAACUACUCUGCCACCCCCGAGGGUAUCAAGAAGAUCAAGGUCGUCAACCCCGUCGUCGAGCUCGACGGCGACGAGAUGACCCGCAUCAUCUGGCAGAAGAUCCGCGAGGAGCUCAUCCUCCCCUUCCUCGACAUUGACCUCAAGUACUACGACUUGGGCAUGGAGAACCGUGACAAGACCGAUGACAAGGUCACCAUCGAGUCGGCUGAGGCUAUCCAGAAGUACUCGGUCGGUGUCAAGUGUGCCACCAUCACCCCCGAUGAGGCUCGUGUCGAGGAGUUCAAGCUCAAGGAGAUGUGGAAGUCGCCCAACGGCACUAUCCGUAACAUCCUCGGCGGCACCGUCUUCCGUGAGCCCAUCAUCCUCGACAAGAUCCCCAAGCCUGUCCCAGGAUGGACCAAGCCCAUCGUCAUUGGCCGUCACGCCUUCGGUGACCAGUAUCGCUCGACCGACUUUGUCGCCCCCGGCCCCGGCAAGCUCCAGCUCGUCUACACCCCCGCCGACGGUGGCAAGCCCACCGCUCUUGACGUCUACGACUUCAAGGGCAAGGGUGUCGCCAUGUCGAUGUACAACACCGACGAGUCGAUCUACGGCUUUGCCCACGCCUCGUUCAAGAUGGCCAUUGCCAAGAAGAUGCCCCUCUUCAUGUCGACCAAGAACACCAUCCUCAAGAAGUACGACGGCCGCUUCAAGGACAUCUUCGAGGAGGUCUACCAGUCGACCUACAAGAAGGACUUUGAGGCCCUCGGCAUCUACUACGAGCACCGUCUCAUUGACGACAUGGUCGCCCAGGCCGUCAAGUCGUCGGGUGGCUUUGUCUGGGCCUGCAAGAACUACGACGGUGAUGUCAUGUCGGACGUUCUCGCCCAGGGCUUCGGCUCGCUCGGCAUGAUGACCUCGGAGCUCAUCACCCCCGACGGCAAGACGAUGGAGUCGGAGGCCGCCCACGGCACCGUCACCCGCCACUACCGCCAGUGGCAGCAGGGCCAGGAGACCUCGACCAACCCCGUCGCCUCCAUCUUCGCCUGGACCCGUGGUCUGUCGUUCCGCGCCAAGCUCGACGGCACCCCCGAGCUCGGCAAGUUCGCCCAGGACCUCGAGGACGCCUGUGUCGAGUCGAUCGACAAGGACGGCGUCAUGACCAAGGACCUGGCCCUUGCCGUCAAGGGCAAGGCCAUGACCCGUGAGGACUGGGUCACCACCGACGUCUACAUGCAGCACGUCAACGACAAGCUCGUCGCCAAGCUCCGCGCUCGCCAGUAAGGUCCUCUAGUUGGACCAUGCUGACCCCGCGCUGGCCUCUCGGCUCCACUGUUGCAGCACCUAAGCUGUAGCGUACGGAUGCUAAAAAGCUGCGCCCCACUUGAUAAGUAGAUCGCAACAUAGCUGCCCCGCCACCCACCCCUGCCAACUCCACGCGCCUCGUCGUGAGAGUAUCACAUAGUUAUUCAGCUGGAUGCACACUGUACUGUAUUCAUUGCA
Molecule: messenger RNA, 1778 nt
Organism: Vanrija pseudolonga
Lineage: Eukaryota; Fungi; Basidiomycota; Tremellomycetes; Trichosporonales; Trichosporonaceae
Gene: icdA
Product: Isocitrate dehydrogenase [NADP], mitochondrial
Exons: 4
Coding region: 222-1559 (445 amino acids)
Biological process (GO): NADP+ metabolic process; isocitrate metabolic process
Cellular component (GO): mitochondrion
Molecular function (GO): NAD binding; magnesium ion binding; isocitrate dehydrogenase (NADP+) activity
Source: RefSeq, a predicted model, not a curated record